GACGUAAUUUACAAAACGCAGCUCAAUGUGAACAUGAAGUGGAUGAUGUAAAUACAGGAGAAACCAUCGAUUUUUCUCGUCUUCGGGCGCUAGACAAUGAACUAUUUAAUUGACGAUUAGUAUACCAAGUAUGGGAAGGUUGAAUGAAUUUAUUAGAUCUAUAUUUGGGUUCCCGAAUGAUCGCCUGGGACCGAAUGAUCUUCCGAGGGAUAUUUAUCAUGAUUUCCAACAAGAGUUUGGACACAACUUUGGACAUGACCAUCAAAGUUCUGGACAUUUUUUCAAUCACCCUCCAGGUGGUGACUGGUUCCCACCCCAAGACCAGCAAAUGCCAGACGAGUUCAUAAUUUUCCAGGGAGGCCCUGAAGAUAUGCCAGAUAUGUUUGCAGAGAUGGAAGAGAUGUUUAAUAAUUUUUUCCAGGGGUUUGGUCCUAAUGGUGGAUUAACUCCUCCUGAAUUCUUCUCUGGUCCUGGAAUUGGAGGGAUGAUAUCCCCCCCUGGAGAUGGACAUUCUGGUGAAACAGAGUCAAUAACACAGGGGGAGUCACUGAGAGAUCGGAUGCUUAAACAUCCCCAGCAGGGUUCCGGUUCACAUGAAAACCAGUCACCCAGUCCAAACAAAGAAACAGAAAAACCUCCAGGAUCUGGCCUGCCUCACUCAUGGUUUGGUGAUUUCUGGAAUCUACCAUUUGGUGGUACCUCACAACCACAAGAUAACAUUGACAAAGACUUUGACAGUGAACUAGAAAAAGGAGAGCAGACAUUGGAUGAUAUACUAAAACCUGGGCACAGACCAAAGCUGCAGAGUCCUUUAAGAUCGUUCUCAUCAUCGUCUAGUAUCACUUCUUUCAACUCCAAUGGGAAAUCAGAAAGCAAGGUCACUCGAAGGGAUUCUAGAGGAAAUGAGGAGGUUAUAAUAACUCGUCAGCUUGGUGACAGAAAGCAUAUAAUCAGACACUUCGUAGAUGAGACAGGGUCCAGGCAAAUCGAGGAAAACUUUGUGAACAUGAACUCAGACAACUUCCAGGAAUUCGAAGAUUCUUGGAAUAAAGGUCCAACAGUUCAACCUUUCCCACCGUCGCUUCCCGGUCGCGGUGAAGGCUCAUCGCAUUCCCUCUAUGACAGCGUGCUUGAGCGAUUCUUCCCCUGGCGAAAGUGAUGUCCCUUUUCUAGUGCAAGCCCAAGAACGGCGAAAACCUUGGAACGAAUCUCUGGGGCUUAUACCUAAAACUUGAUCGCUGACCAAUAGAAAUCUCUUUCCCAGAGCCCACGUAUCUGUAUCAGCGGCUUGUACCGUGUAUCAUGCGCUGACACAAAGGUUGAUGGGCAUUUGGAAUUGGUAUGCUCGCUGAAUGCUUAGUGUUUCGACAGUAUGCAUCGUACAGACAGGCAUCAUAGAAUAUGGAUUCAGAUUUAAAUGCUGUAUUUAGAUGAGAACCGAGACAUAUUUAGUAUGUCACGUGCUUUGAGUAUGUCACGAACUUUAAGUAUGUCACUUAAAAAUAGGCCAAGCUUUCAUUGAAUCAUUUGUACAAACAUUUCAAUUCCUUUAUAAAUGUAAUCUCACACCACAACCCCCCCUUUACUAAUAGACGUUUGGGAAACAAUUAUUAUAAUUUAUUUUAAAUAAGAAAAAAUAAUAAACGAACUUUGUGCUU
Nematostella vectensis (starlet sea anemone) is the source of this 1658-nucleotide messenger RNA. RefSeq lists its product as uncharacterized. Gene Ontology annotation, biological process: regulation of actin filament polymerization; negative regulation of apoptotic process. The record is from RefSeq and is a predicted model, not a curated record. Gene Ontology annotation, cellular component: sarcoplasmic reticulum; actin cytoskeleton; apical plasma membrane. Lineage: Eukaryota; Metazoa; Cnidaria; Anthozoa; Actiniaria; Edwardsiidae. Bases 131 to 1159 code for a protein of 342 amino acids. The transcript has 10 exons.